Malassezia globosa CBS 7966 is the source of this 1767-nucleotide messenger RNA. RefSeq lists its product as uncharacterized. Gene Ontology annotation, molecular function: transmembrane transporter activity. Gene Ontology annotation, cellular component: membrane. The transcript has a single exon. Bases 1 to 1767 code for a protein of 588 amino acids. Gene Ontology annotation, biological process: transmembrane transport. The record is from RefSeq and is a predicted model, not a curated record. NCBI's taxonomy places the organism in Eukaryota, Fungi, Basidiomycota, Malasseziomycetes, Malasseziales, Malasseziaceae.
AUGAGGGGGAGGCCGGCAGCUCACACUCCGCGCGUGACUAUUGAAGAGGAACAUAUAGACCACACGACGCAGACAUGGGUGGAUGAGGAAGCCAAGGCCGAUUAUGAAUCGAUUGACAGUAAUGCGCUCUUUUCCAAGGAAGUGGGUGUCAGCGAAGACUACGGACGCCAGAUCAUAUUAAUGAACAAAGCCAUCCACGAAGAUAUUGGAUUUGGUGCAUUUCAGAUAAAGCUCACUCUUCUCGCUGGCUUUGGUUGGCUUGCGGACAACAUAUGGUUUGCUGUUCUUGGUAUGACCCUCACACUCGUUGAUGGGGAAUGGGAUUUGACAGCCAAAGACAUAUCAUCAAAGUGGGCUACUUUUUCCUUAUACUCGGGCUUGCUAAUUGGAUCUCUUGCAUGGGGAUUCUUGUCAGACGUUAUCGGGCGCCGGCCGUCAUGGAACAUAACUCUCUUCCUAUCCGCAGCAUUUGGUAUUGCUGUCGGCGGUGCGCCGAGUUUCCCAGUCAUGUGUGUCUUGCUCGGUCUGCUGGGUCUUGGCCUCGGUGGGAAUCUUCCUGUUGAUGGUGCUAUGCUAAUUGAGUACAUCCCAGGUGCACAACAAUGGAUCCUCACAUUCCUCUCUCUUUUUUGGUGCGUAGGACAGCUUUAUGCAACGCUCAUCAGCUGGGCUUUCAUUACGAACUUUUAUUGUGAAGACAACAUCAACUGGGAUGGCACAGACCCUGCUAUGCGCCCGCCUUGUCUCAAGUCGGACAAUUGGGGCUGGCGAUACUCGUGGUUCCUGCUCGGGGGGACAGUCAUGAUCAUGUUCCUCAUUCGCUUCCUUGUGUACCCGGUGCCAGAGUCGCCCAAGUUUUUACUAGCAGCUGGGCGUGAGAAGGAAGCUUAUGACGUACUCGUUUUCAUCGCGAAAGAGAACAAGAAGGCGCCUAGUAUCACAUAUGAGCAGCUACGCCGUGCCAAGUAUUCAACGACCGUUCACGCCGAGCCUGCCUUGGUGGAGGAGCACGAUCCGCCGCUCGAACAGCCUGACGAGAUCAAGCCUGAUCACGCUAAAUCGCAUUUAAAUACCUGGUUUGAUCGUGCUUGGGGCACGAGCAGUCUUCGACCAGACCGAAUCCGCCAAACAUUGAAACAUAUGCAUCACUCACCCAUGUCUGCACUGUUCGCGUCGUCCCGGAUGGCGCGCAAUACCAUUUUGAUUUCCACGUGCUGGGGUUUGGUGGGUCUGGCAUACCCACUCUACAACUCAUUCAUUCCUACAUAUCUGAAACAGAUGAACCAUACUGGGGAAGCAAACCAGAGUCUGUCGGAACAGUAUCGGCAGCUUGUCAUAUUCGCUGCUUGUGGCAUACCUGGUAGCUUUUUUGCUGCCGCGGCUGUGGAACUCCCAGUCAUUGGAAGACGCGGCACUAUGGCCUUCUUCACGCUCCUCACGGGUAUCUUUCUGUUUUUGUUUACUACAGCUACGACCAACGAUGCCGUUUUGGGAUGGAAUUGUGCUGUGUAUCUCACACAAAAUGCUAUGUAUGCGGUUCUUUAUGCCAUCACUUAUGAAGUAUUCCCUGCGCCCCAGCGUGGCACAGGCGAUGGUCUUGCAAUGAGUGUGCAACGUGUGAUGGGCAUUGUGGCCACCAUCGUAGCAAUUUUUGCUUCUAAAAACGGGUUCAAACCACCCAUCUUUGUCUCGGCUUCCGCCUUUGUCGCUACGGCCAUUCUAAUGUUAUUCCUCCCGUAUGAGCCUCGAGGUACUACGGCCAUGUAG